Labeo rohita (rohu) is the source of this 3502-nucleotide messenger RNA. RefSeq names its product adenosine receptor A1. The transcript has 2 exons. Gene Ontology annotation, cellular component: dendrite; membrane; synapse. Gene Ontology annotation, biological process: G protein-coupled adenosine receptor signaling pathway. Gene Ontology annotation, molecular function: G protein-coupled adenosine receptor activity. The record is from RefSeq and is a predicted model, not a curated record. Bases 655 to 1644 code for a protein of 329 amino acids. NCBI's taxonomy places the organism in Eukaryota, Metazoa, Chordata, Actinopteri, Cypriniformes, Cyprinidae.
CAAUCUGAGACGCAGCCUAUAUAAAUUAAAAUAGAUGCGAACACCAACUUGAGAGAUGAACUGCAACUCAUUAGAUUGAUCAGGUGUGUUGCGCGCGUCUGCUGCGCUCUCGUAGCAUCUGAUUGGUGAAACUUGCCUCGGUUGCACUAGCGUGCACAAGGAGCCUUUCUGAGGAGCCGAUGUGCUCAUUAUUGCGCUGUUUCAAAGUUAAGGUGACCGUCAGACCUCCCCGGACUUAUCGACAUCGACAGACAUAUGUACGGGCUUAAUUUUGACCCAUAUGGCAGCCGUCUUGACUGACUCUAGCGUAAGUUACAGGUGUUAGUCACGCACUGAUCGCUCCUGAUGAACCGUGACUGCAUGUAAUGCGCGGGGAAUGUGCUUGUGGAUGGUCUGAAGUGACUCAUACUUGUUCACUGUGGAGCUGGACCACACAGCCGGACAUGAUGAGGAGGUUGAUCAUGGUGCCGCGGACGCAUUUCGGAGAGGAAACGCAACUUAUGUUUUCAUCCUGCGCCAUGUAACUUUGGCACCGACAUGUAAACCAGAGUAAAACGACGGGUUGGACUCGUACCGGCAGGCUUUUUUUUUUUUUAAUAAAAACCUGGGAAUCUUUUAUCCGGUUCAACAUACGCACGUGUACUCCUCGCAAGGAUGCCUGAUGUCCGGGGUCUGUACAUUGGGAUGGAGGUGCUCAUUGCCCUUUCCUCUGUCAUUGGGAAUGUGAUGGUGGUCUGGGCUGUGAGAAUCAACCGAACUCUACGGGACACGACCAUUUAUUUCAUCGUCAGUCUGGCUCUGGCAGACAUUGCGGUCGGGGCACUUGUCAUUCCUCUGGCUAUAACCAUAAGCAUCGGACUGAAGACUCAUUUUUACAGCUGUCUGCUCGUUGCAUGUACUGUACUGGUACUAACGCAAAGUUCAAUACUCGCCCUCCUGGCUAUUGCUAUUGACCGCUAUCUGAGGGUCAAGAUACCAAUGAGCUAUAAAAGAGUGGUGACUCCAAAGCGUGCAGGCAUUGCAGUGAUGGUAUGCUGGAUGGUGGCCAUCGUAGUCGGCCUGACGCCCAUGCUGGGCUGGAACAAUCUGGAGAAGCUACGGCAGACCAAUGGCACCAUAGGUGCUGACCUUCUCGUGACCUGUGAGUUUGAGAACGUCAUCAGCAUGGAGUACAUGGUCUACUUCAACUUCUUCGGAUGGGUGCUGCCACCUCUCAUCCUCAUGUUGCUCAUCUACGCUGAGAUCUUCUACAUGAUCCACAAGCAGCUCAACAAGAAGGUCACCGCCAACCAGACCGACCCCACGCGGUAUUACGGCAAAGAACUCAAGCUGGCAAAAUCUCUCGCGCUGGUGCUCUUCUUGUUUGCCGUCAGCUGGUUGCCAUUGCAUAUCCUGAAUUGCAUCACUCUCUUCUGUCCUAGCUGUGACAAUUCAAUGUGCCUUCUUUACGUGGCUAUCUUGCUCAGUCAUGGCAACUCCGCCGUCAAUCCCAUCAUUUAUGCAUUCCGCAUUAAGAAAUUCCGGAAUGCUUUCGUUAAGAUCUGGAAACAGUAUGUGUGUUGUACGGAGGAUCCGCGCCUGGGCAAUCGGCCCAGCUUUCGCAUAGAUAGCAAAGAGAGAAGACUGCGGGACAAUGACAUCUGACGCUGCGCUAAACAGGUCUCCUCUAUGAGAAGCACUUUUUAAAAUAUGACAGUAUAAAUGAGUGUACUAGGAAAAUGCAGUUUGGAAUGUAUGCUGUCAGUUUUGAGAAUUCAUUCAACACAGAAAUGGAGACGAUCGAACAUUACAAACUAAUGUUUCCUUGAAAACUCAGUGGUGCAUAGAAUGAAUUGCAUCGUUAGUGAGGGACCAUUAAAUAAAUGAAAAUGGCCUGUUUUAGAGGAAUAGCACCACAGUAUAACUGGCAUUCACAUCUGUGGGUAAAAUCUUUAUUUGAUUAUGAUUUCCUUUUGUGCUGUGGUUCAUUCAAACGUGGCUAUUACAUAAAGGGCUUCAUAUAAUGAGUGCAAAACUGCAGACUCGUAAAUGUCAGCGCUUAUGAGUACGCUAAACUACACUCGCCUUUAGUCAGGAGCAUAAACCCGUCUGAGGACUUUCAGAAAGGACAUUGAGGUGUGAUCUGAGGUCGCUUUUAUAUGCCAGAAAAUUCAUGUUUUGGGAAGUAUGCGAUAUGGAGUUUUUUUCAAGAUGAGCGCAAAUAGGAGGCAGCUAGGCCCACUUUGUCUUAAAGGGAUAGUUUAUAAAAAUUUAAAAUUUUGUCAUUUGUGUCAUUCCAAACCUGUAUGAGAAGAUAUUUUUAAAAUUGUCCAUAGAAUUAAAGUCAAUGGGGUUUGGAGUUGUUUUGGACCCUAUUGACUUUCAUCCAAAACAGCUGAAACAUUCAUGAAAAUAUUUUAGCAGAAAAGUCUUACUGGUUUGAAUAUAAGAUGACAGAACUUUCAUUUUUGGGGUGAACUAUCACUUCAAGCAGAACCAUUAACAGCGAUGUUGCUUUUGUCUUUUUUUUUUUUUUUUUUUUGUAGAUGUUUCGGUCUAAAUGAAAUAGAUUGGCAUAUUAAUACUUCUCUCUACUGUAUAUUUCACAGAAUAACCACUGGAAAUUCAUAUUGUUUUUUUGUUUUUUUUUGUGAGAAGAUAAUAAGAAAAUAAGAAAUGCAGCCUUCAAUUUCAUGGCAUGAUGUUCAUAAUGGAACAAACUGGUUUACAUUUAAUAUUUAGCUCAAAACUGUGGGCCUGAGAAAAGAUGUGAAAAGACAAGACAGGAAGGAACUAUGAAUAAAUCUAGAUUGAAUGAUACUGCCGGAAGUCUAAUUUGUUCUUUUUUUUUUUUUAAAUUGAGAUGCGUUGUUAAAAUAAAUGAUGCAUAACCUGUGAGGACAAUCGCAGUUGGAUCUCUCAAAUGCUCAGGCCUCUCUUUAAAUUGUAAGAAGCCAAGGACAUUUAGAGCUUCACUGAAAUUACUCAGUUCUCAAGUAUAUUGGAAGAAAAACUAAACAGACCUUGAUUUUGACUUGAUGUCCUUUAAAAUAAUAGCCAGUUCUUUUGAACAAGGUCUGAUAAAUAGUUUGACCUUUUCAGACUGACCAAUCCUAGAGUAGUCAAUUCACACAAUUCUUGUGUUUUGUUUCCUGUGAAACAACUUUUCUCAAACUUCCUGGGUAGAUCCUACAGUAGGAUCAAAGCUUACGCGGUGACUUGUGUUUCCGCUUCAUCAAUGGUAUUCAGCAGACCUCCGUUUUUCCUUUAAUGUGUGCCAACUAGAGAACUGAACUAGUUUAAAGGAGUAGUUCACUUCCAGAAAAUAAAAUUUACAGAUAAUUUAUUCACCCCCCUUGUCAUCCAAGAUGUUCAUGUCUGUCUUUCUUCAGUCGAUAAGAAAUUAUGUUUCUUGAGGAAAAACAUAUCUCCAUAUAAUGGACUUCAAUGGUGCCCCCCGAGUUCGAACGUCCAAAAUGCAGUUUUAAUGCAGCUUCAAAUGGCUCUAAACAAUCCUAACAAU